UCUUCCUCCCCCAAUCUUUUAAAUAGUGAUGAAGGCGCUGUCGUCGAUCUCCUGACCCACAAUCGCGUCCACGUUCGAGGCGACCCUCCACCAUCCAAUCUGCUGGAAGGUAUAGUCGGAGUAGAACACUGGCGGGGCCCAGGAAAAGCCAGGAGGAAAAGGUCCGGAGCUCCACGAAGGUGCUCCCAGAGGAACAACACAACAGACGUAUCCAUCUGCACAUAGGUGCAAGCAACGUCGGCAAAAAUGCCAAGAACCGUGUCGGACGGAGGCGAGGACUUUGACGGCGACGUCUCCAGCCAGACGGGGUCGCACCGUCACACAGACAGCAACAGCACCCACCACCACCAUGGCUACAAGGUCGGGUUCCCGCCGGCGAGGGGCCUCUUCGCGGAGUUCGCCGACGGGGUGAAGGAGACGUUCUUCGCCGACGACCCGCUGCGGGAGUACAAAGACCAGUCGAGGUCCAAGAAGCUAUGGCUCAGCCUGGUGCACCUCUUCCCGGUGCUGGACUGGGCCAGGAGCUACAAAUUCAGCAUGUUCAAGGGGGACUUCAUCGCCGGCCUCACCAUCGCCAGCCUCUGCAUACCUCAGGACAUCGGUUAUGCCAAGCUUGCUUUCCUGCCGGCACAUGUUGGACUGUAUAGUAGCUUCGUUCCGCCUUUGGUAUACGCUAUGAUGGGCAGUUCCAGGGAUAUAGCCAUCGGUCCGGUGGCCGUCGUGUCCCUGUUGCUUGGAACUCUCCUCCAGGAAGAGAUCGAUCCAGUCAAGAGUCCAUAUGAGUACAGCCGGCUGGCCUUCACCGCAACAUUCUUCGCGGGGAUCACUCAGGCGAUGCUUGGAUUCUUCAGGCUAGGGUUUAUCAUAGAGUUCUUGUCUCAUGCAGCCAUCGUUGGUUUCAUGGCGGGUGCUGCCGUAACCAUUGCCCUUCAGCAGCUCAAAGGCUUCCUUGGCAUCAAAAAAUUCACAAAGAAGUCCGAUAUCAUCUCGGUCAUGGAGUCAGUAUGGGGAAAUGUACACCAUGGGUGGAACUAUCAGACGAUAUUGAUUGGCGCAUCCUUCUUGGCGUUUCUUCUAACAACCAAAUACAUUGCCAAGAAGAAUAAGAAGCUCUUCUGGGUUUCUGCAAUCGCUCCGCUCAUUUCAGUGGUCAUAUCCACCUUCUGUGUGUACAUCACCCGGGCAGACAAGCAGGGCGUUGCAAUUGUCAAGGAUAUAAAGCAAGGCAUCAAUCCACCUUCAUUUCAUCUCAUAUAUUGGUCUGGCCCAUACUUGGCGAAAGGAUUCAGAAUUGGUGUAGUAGCUGGAAUGGUUGCCCUUACGGAAGCAAUCGCAAUUGGAAGAACAUUUGCUGCCAUGAAGGACUACCAAAUAGAUGGGAACAAAGAAAUGGUGGCUCUAGGAACCAUGAACAUUGUUGGUUCAAUGACUUCGUGCUACGUAGCCACAGGAUCUUUCUCACGAUCAGCGGUCAAUUACGUGGCUGGCUGCAAAACAGCAGUAUCCAAUGUUGUUAUGGCAAUUGUAGUGAUGCUCACACUGUUGUUGAUCACUCCAUUGUUCAAGUACACGCCCAAUGCCAUCCUAGCUUCUAUCAUCAUAAAUGCAGUGGUUAGCCUAGUUGACUAUGAGACAGCCUACCUUAUAUGGAAGGUUGAUAAAAUGGACUUCGUGGCAUUGCUAGGAGCAUUCUUUGGGGUCGUAUUUGCAUCAGUGGAGUAUGGCUUGCUCAUUGCGGUUGCAAUAUCUCUUGGAAAAAUUCUACUCCAAGUAACACGACCGAGAACAGCUUUACUCGGUAACCUUCCAAGAACAACGAUCUACAGGAACGUUGAACAAUACCCAGAAGCUGCCAAGGUGCCCGGGGUUAUGAUUGUCAGAGUGGACUCAGCCAUCUACUUCACAAACUCCAAUUAUGUUAAAGAGAGAAUCCUGAGAUGGCUGAGGGACGAGGAGGACCAACAACAGGAACAGAAGCUGUCCAAAACAGAAUUUCUCAUUGUUGAGCUAUCUCCGGUAACUGAUAUCGACACGAGUGGAAUCCAUGCCUUGGAAGAGUUGCUGAAAGCACUUGAAAAGCGCAAAAUUCAGCUGAUCCUCGCCAAUCCCGGGCCAGCAGUGAUCCAGAAGCUGCGGUCAGCGAAAUUCACGGAGCUCAUCGGCGACGAUAAGAUAUUCCUGUCGGUCGGCGAUGCGGUGAAGAAAUUUGCUCCAAAGUCAGCCCUGAACGUCUGAAGAAGGCGCGUCGAGCGAAGCAUUGUACAGGCGAUGCAAAGAGAUGUGUUGGUGUGAUUUUUAUAGAACAAGGAGCACAGAGGUACACGCCAUAGUUCGUGCAAAGGUAAAUAAUGGAGGUGUGUGGAGUUGGAGCGCAUCAGGUUUGCAAGGUGUGGUUGGUGAGAAAGGGGGAGAUGGUGGCCUAGUUCUAGUUGGACAUCUGCAUCAGUGUGCCGUGGUUGUGGUGUGUGUUGGCGAGCAGUUGGAUGGAGGUUUAUCAUGAUCCAUCUUUGGGGGUUUUUUUCCUCUCCAGUUUUUGGAUCUGUAUCACUGUAUCUUGUUAGUGUUUGUACUUCAAGGCUUUAUAAAGAGGUUUUGCAUUUGGCUGA
This is a messenger RNA of Aegilops tauschii subsp. strangulata, 2606 nucleotides long. RefSeq names its product sulfate transporter 1.2. Gene Ontology annotation, cellular component: membrane. Lineage: Eukaryota; Viridiplantae; Streptophyta; Magnoliopsida; Poales; Poaceae. Gene Ontology annotation, biological process: sulfate transmembrane transport. The record is from RefSeq and is a predicted model, not a curated record. Gene Ontology annotation, molecular function: secondary active sulfate transmembrane transporter activity.